GCCCUUUGAGGGUGACCAAACUGCUGAUGCGGCCCCCGAUGAAUUUGAGUUUGACACCCCUGCUCUAGACCAUGUGUUAACAAACUGGUCCAUGGAACAAAAAUGUCCACAGGCAUCAUUCAGGUGCUCAGCAGUGUAGUUUUAAUUCAGAGUGCAUCAAUAGAAAUUAAUGAGCAUGACUAACUUAGAUCCAUUGAUUUCAGUGGACCUACUCUGAGUAAAAUUUAGUUGGAUACAACUCUGGAUCUCAACUAUCAAACAUCAGGGUAAAGCGAUGCGUCCUCAGCAUGCAAAGGAAACUAUGCAGCAAAGGUGCCAGCUGUACUUCGGUGGGGAGCUAGUUCCACAGGUGUGCCCUCUCUGUGGCUGGGCUGCCACUUCCUGAACUUUUGAAGGUGGCAGAACCACCAAGAGGGAGGCCUCUGCUGAUCUUAACACACACCCCGCCCCCCAAAAAAAUAAUUCUGUAGGGAUGGAGAUAGUCUCUCAGGUCUUUUCCUGCCUCUAGUGCGCAAAAUGUAACUUGAAAAAAAUAUAACAUCGGACUCUUUCAAAUCUAGAAGCUAAAUUAAUGAGGUAAUGCUAUGGUAUGUUGUUUGUGGCAAACCUCAUUCUAAGAAAAAAUGCAAUUUCCACAUUGAAUGUGGAGAUUAUAAACCGCUUGUCUAAAUUCAUCAGCUUUUAUUUUGGCAACCUUUUUUUAAGUGAAGGUUACAUUACUUGGAUUAAUAUGCACGAACAAAUCUCAGUACCAACAGAUGGCAGCCUGUUACCCAUAACCCUGUACAUGCCAGCAUUACUGCUUCUGAGAAAAAAAGCUGGUGGUGUUGACGCUUUAGUCUGAUUUUAAAAUGAAAUUAUUUCUUUCAGGAUUUGUGUGCAUGUUCUCAUGUGUUUUCUUUCAAAGCAUUCUCAAAUCAGCCUUAGCAUCUGGUGGUGUUCCUCCCCUACCGCCUUCUUGCAUUUCUGUUUUCUUGUAGAGGUGUCAUUUUACCUUCUCAAGAAACACCAUUUUCCAGGGAGAUUCCUUUUUCAUUGGCGUGGACGCAUUGUUUUUGCACAUUAGCAAGCUGCGCUGCCUUGUCAGUCAAUGCAUUCCAACCAGUUUAAGACCAAUAGAGCUGCUGAACUUCUGUGUGAUUGGCUACAGUAGACUGGGAGGGAUUUUGCUGGAAGGAAGGGCUGCAGUUGUUCACCAACAGAGUUCGGGCUGCCUUUGCUUCAUCAUCGAAAAGGAAAAUCCCCAGAUAAAGCGUACGGCUUCCAGAGAGGCGGGAGAAAAUAAGCAGCGGUCCAUGCAUUGUAAGUGCCUUUCUGAAGUCACUCGUACAAGAAACAAUUCAUCUGCUUUUUUUCAAAACGAUUUGUCUGCCAGCUCUUACCUUAUGUGUCAUCUGCAGCAGUUUGCCAGCCACUUGAUGCAAAACUGACUCCUGCAUUUACAGAGCAUGAAAACUGCUGAAUGUGUAGCUCUUUCCGUGUAAUCAAUGCCAACAAAGAGGACACAGUGGGCUAAAAUGUUGUUGAGGAAUGCCAUUGCAUGAAAAUAAAACUUUAACAAAACAGUGUCAACAGAACCAUCGAGGGACUCACAUUUUCUACAGCCAGAAAUGCUACCGAGCAUGAAUAUUUUCCAGCCAAAAGUCUACAAGUGGCACAUAUUGAUUGAUGAUUGACAUGCUUGCUGAUAAAUAGUUGUCUCAUUCAGAUUCGUGCUCAUUGGACUCUCUGAAGCAUUUAUUACAUCAUUGCUGCUAGGAGCUAUCUACAUUGAAAGGGUUUCGCUGAGUUGUUGGAAUUCAUAACUCGAGGUGAUUUCAUUAACAGCAACUCUCAAAAUCUAAAUCAAUUGUACAUCAUGGCUUUGAAUGUUGCUCCUGUCAGAGAUACAAAAUGGCUGACAUUAGAAGUGUGCAGGCAGUUUCAGAGAGGAACUUGUUCACGCUCGGAUGAGGAAUGUAAAUUUGCACAUCCACCCAAAAGCUGCCAGGUUGAAAACGGAAGAGUUAUUGCCUGCUUCGAUUCUCUAAAGAGCCGUUGCACAAGGGAGAACUGCAAAUAUCUCCAUCCACCAACACAUUUGAAAACUCAGCUAGAAAUUAAUGGCAGGAACAACCUGAUCCAACAGAAAACUGCCGCAGCAAUGCUUGCACAGCAGAUGCAAUUUAUGUUUCCAGGAACGCCUCUUCAGCCAAUGCACUCAUUUCCUGUAGGGCCAACAAUAGGAUCCAACACAGCACUUAGCUUUGCACCAUAUUUAACACCCGUCACUCCUGGGGUUGGAUUAGUUCCUACUGAAAUUGUCCCCACACAGCCUGUCAUUGUUCCUGGAAGCCCCCCUGUCUCAGUCCCUGGUUCAACCACGACACAGAAACUCCUCAGGACUGAUAAGCUAGAGGUUUGCAGGGAGUUCCAGCGAGGAAACUGUGCACGGGGCGAAACUGACUGCCGCUUUGCACAUCCUGCAGACAGCACAAUGAUUGAUACAAAUGACAACACCGUAACUGUUUGUAUGGAUUACAUAAAGGGGCGCUGCAUGAGGGAGAAAUGCAAAUAUUUUCACCCUCCUGCUCACUUGCAGGCCAAAAUCAAAGCUGCUCAGCACCAAGCCAGCCAGGCUGCGGUGGCUGCUCAGGCAGCUGCUGCGGCUGCUACAGUGAUGACUCAGUCGACUGCCAAAGCAAUGAAGCGACCUCUCGAAACAACUGUAGACCUGGCCUUUCCUCCUGGUGUUCUUCACACUUUACCAAAGAGGCAAGCACUUGAGAAAAGCAAUGGGGCCAGUGCUGUUUUUAAUCCCAGUUUCUUGCACUACCAACAGGCUCUUGCUAGUGCACAGUUGCAACAACAUGCAGCAUUUAUUCCAACAGGGUCAGUUUUGUGCAUGACACCCGCUACCAGUAUUGUACCCAUGAUGCACAGCGCUACGUCCGCCACUGUCUCUGCAGCAACAACUCCUGCAACAAGUGUCCCCUUCGCCGCAACAGCCACAGCCAAUCAGAUAAUCCUGAAAUAGUCAACAGGAAUGGGAUGGAAUGUCAAGAGGCCUCGAUGAGGACAGCAAAGCAUUGUUACUGUACAUACUACCCUGUCUCUUCAAUAGAAUUGCCACAAACUGCAUGCUGAGUAAAGAGUUUGUUCGUCUGGACAAAUCACAAAAACACUAAAGAGCUAGUGCUGCUAUAUCAUAAAAUGAAUAUUAAAUAUGGUAUGCUUAGUAUAUUCCAAACUAAUCUAGUUAACUAUCUGAUGCCAGCUGUGAUGGUUCAAGACUUAAAAAAAAAGGGUAACAUUUUACUUUUAAAGGUUUUAUACAGCACCGUUUACUUCUUAGAAAUAUCGUCUUACCGCCAUGAUUAUAGCUAAUGUAAGUAGUUCCUAUUCAUAUAUUAUUGUAGGGUUCACAACUUUAUGAAUCUUUCAAUGUUAGCAAUAAAUGAUUUACAUUGGCCACUAAGCCCAAGGUCCAGAGAACCACCUAACGAGCUCCAUGUGGGCGAGGGCCCUGGCCACUUCGCGGGGCAAACUGCUUCGGAAAUUGUGGAGGGUUCCCAAAGCUGUAGGUGAGCGACAAGGGGGGUUCUCCUGCUCAAAGGAAGUGGGGGGAAAUCACGUGCAAGCCCUUGGGUGCCCACACACCCCAGUCACCCUUUGGAUCUUGGCCAAUCUUCACCAACUGCAGACUUAACUUUUAACCCUUUGACCACUUUGUACUCUCUUAAAAAGCUCACUUCUCUACUAGGCAGUUGAUGCCAAGGCAAAGGAGGUGAUGUGAAAGCAGAGCCCUGUAUUCCUGAACAUCACCCGUUAAAAGCUCCAAGGCAAAGCACAAAUUGCGGAGAUGCACACGAGCUGAUUUUGGGCAGGUGCGGAGAAGCUGUACUGGAAUCGUGGCAUUCUGGAACUAAAUUAAACCUUUGCACAGUAUGGUUUCCAUACCCCAAACAAAGUCUUGACUAUGUUAUUUUACAAAGAGAGGAUAUUUUUUAAAACAAAGCCUUUGCAAAAGUGCCUAAAUUUUGCCACAUCAGACUUGAAACUAUGUAACACUGAUGUCCAUAAUUGAAUUUACACCAAGUGAUUAAGCUUUCAGAUUUACAAUCAGGUUACCAAAAAUCAAGAACUUGUUAUGAAAUAACUUCUUCCCAAUUAAAGAAAUGGGUCUAAAGGUGAAAAGAUAGCAAGAUAUUCUAAUUUAACUCAAAACAGAAUAAUUGAAACUGAGUCAUUGAAAAAAACUAAUAAGUGACUUUAAUCUAGAUGACUAGGAAAAUACUGAACAAAAUGUAUGUAGAGAGAGCUUCAGUUUAAUCCAUUGUUAAUGUUGCCGUAUUUUUAAAAUCAGGUUUAAGAAGUUGUAACCGGAUUACAGCACAGAGAAAGAAACUAGUUCUUUUAACCUUUUUUUCUUUAAAAGCUUAUUUUAUGUCACAGAACUAUGAAGAUAUCUUUAAUACAGCUAUAUACAUAUUAUAUAUACACAUACAUAUAUAUGGACAAAACAGAUUUUAAUGUUUACUUUUUUAAAAACUGUGUUGAUUUACAAGGUAAUUAUAUACAUUUUCUUAAUGUAGGAGGUUUGUUUUUAAGAUUUGUUUCCUACACUGUUGUACCAAAUAUGUCACAUUUCACAUUUUAUAUGUUGCACAUAUAUCAGACAAGUACAUAGAUUUUAAAUUAUUGUUUAUAAAACAAAAAAGCAGCUGUUCUAUGGAAAUAUGUAUAAUUGUUUGAAACAUCUGGUUUUUUUCCAUGUGAACAUUAUAAAUGAUUGCAGUAUUUUAACUUAGACUUUUCAGAUUGAUUCUAAGCUACUUAGCUCUAGCGGCACUGCCAACUCAGAAAGACCAGAAGCACUAAUUGAUUUUUUUGUUAAUGAAAUUAUUUUUCAGUGUUAAUCUUGUUUUUCAAAUGUCUAAUAUCUGUUUAUAUUCAAACAAUAGCUUCAAUCACCUAAAAGAAAGGGGGGGGACAAAGAACCCAAAAUCUGGUGGUAAACAUAGUGUUUGUAAUCUUGGAUUAGUUUUAAUUUGUGAGGAAUAUGUAUUUCUUUUAUCUUUACUUGUAAAUUUUCUCAGAUGUUUAACCUAGGUUGAUAAUAUGGCCGUUUACCUACAUCUGUAGUUUGGGUUCUUUUAAAAAAAAUGCAUUUAAACAUUUGAUAGUUUAUUGGACAAUACUAAAUGGCAAUUUAUGUAUGUUGUUUAAAUAUUUAAACUGUAGAAAGAAUGUUUUAUUGAACAUUAUGUUUAAGCAAUUAUUUUCUUAGAAUCACUGCAAUGUUAUUUUCUAUCCAUUAAUGAUCAUUAUCUUUAUUUCCUCCUGAACAAAGAGAAAAAGAGAGAUCCUAUUUUUUAAAAAGAGAGUUCCACUGUAUUGACAUAUAAGUUUGUUCUGUUUCUACAUUUCUAAAAAUAUUUAUGUCAAACCACAAUCCAUCGGCUCCAAAAUAGCUGUGUUGUCUCAAUGGAGCUAUGCUGGACUAAGUGGUUUGAGAAUCACAGUUUUAAGAGCAUGAGUCACAGAGGUUGCAAAGGCAGAGAAACCAGCGGCAGCUAGAAUGAGGUCCACACUGCCCUCCAGGAGCCCUGACUAAGCUUUCAACCUGCAUUGUUUUCCCGAGUAUGUUGCAUCACCCCAUUUUGCUUCGUUCUACACUGCUUCAACAGCCUCUGGCUCUGAAGUGAUUUAUAAAAAAAAAUUAUAUUAGUAACAACAUAUAUUAAUCCACUCGCCCCUGGCACGUUCUCACUUGCAACUUUUAAAAAUCCUGCUCCUUGCAUACUGUGCCAGCCAGGGCUGGCCCAACCAUGAGGCAAGGCAAGGCAAGAUCCAGCCUCCAAGGAAUUCAUCGCCAGCCUCUGCUGCUACAUAUGCUUUGGAGGCAGGAUCUACCCCUCUCGAGCAGCUCCCCACCCCAAUGCCACUGUAGAGGUAAUCUCAUCAAGUAGAAGGCUCUGCUAGUCUCCCACCCCUAGGGAUGAAAUGGCGGGGUCUGCCAUUUCUGGGGUGUUUUGGGCUCUGAACCAACCCCGUGUGAUUCCAAGCAUGCCCUCUCCCCCCCCCACAUGAUAACCAUCAGGUAAGUUUGAAUUGACACCGCUCGCCCCCGCCUCCAUUCCUAAUAUAAAUACUCACUCCCUCACCCCUUACUUCUGAUGUAGAAUUGUAGAGUUGGAAGGGACCACAAGGGUCAUCUAGUCCAACCCCCAGCAAUUCAGGAAUCUUUUGCCCAACGUGGGGCUUUAACCCACGACCGUGAUUAAGAGUCUCAUGCUCUCCCGAGCUAUUCCUCUCCUUACUCCUGAUGUACAACUUCAUACACCCCCUUCUUCCCUGAUGGGCAGGCAGGGCACCGUUUUGUGGUUGGCCUCAGCUGCCAAAAUGUCUUGUGCUGGCCCUGAUGUCAGCCCUGCGCUCCAGAACCGAUUCCUCCUUUAUUUAUCUGGCUUUUCACAUAGUGUUCAUUCCAGCCUCAACCUGAUGUUCUAACCCUAAAGCGAUAUACAUUUUAAUGCUUGCUUUCAGCCAUUUGGCAUCUAAACACAUGACUUUGCCCCACUGUUUGUUGCUUGCCUCAUUUUACUGUUUUCCAUUUCUACCAGAAUGUGUCCCAUCAGCAGAACUAGGAACAAAACUUGUAAUUUUCAGCUGCAAAGGAAGUCUAACCCUGUCCUUUUCAGCAAGGGCUACUUAGGAGAGCAGAAGUCAUGCAAAUGCAUUCAGAGAUACCUGUCUCUAGGACAGCAAAAUCACUGGCCCAGUCUGUACAUCACAAUAAACCAUAGUUUAAAGCAAAUUAUGGUGUAUUUGCAAGCACAUGCUGCUAAGGAGGUUUUCAGUGCUGCUUUUCUGCUGCUGCCACCCUGUGGACAAAAUAGGCAGAAUCUGCCUUGCCUUGCCAUUCAAACCCAGGUUUGUGGUUCAUUUCUCCCCCAACAAACCACUAGUGGUAAGCUAAAAACAGAUCUUGGCUGGUUUGGAGAGCAAUGACAACGAGCCCAGGUUCGGACAACACAACAAGGCUGACGCAUUGUUUGAUCCACAAUGUGGUAGGAGUGGCAGAGGAGCACCCACUAUCUCGCAUUAAACCACAGCUUGUUUUAAGCUGAGAUUUAAUGUGACAUAAUACCCAAGCCUGGUUUCCUUCUGCCCAUUCUCAACUGCACUUUGUUUAGUCUCAGUGCCUCCUGCUUUUAAUCUGUACUCAUAGUAAAGAAAGAACUAGGAUUUAAAAGAAAAAGUAUACAAGAACAUAAUUUUUUAUUUAUUUUAGAGUAGUUUUGUAGAGUACAUUGAAUCUGGAAAGAUCGAAACCUAUUUUUCUGUAUAAAUAUUAUUUGCCAAAACUUCAUUUAUAUUUUGGGAAAGAAUGUCUAACGAUGGUAAAUCGACCUUACAUUGGUUUGUUGUUGUUGUUGUUUUUAAUACUCAUUUGAAGCAACCAUGAAAUGGGCCAAUAUAGUCAACAAGUACUGAAGUCGAGACAUAAUUUCAAGUGUCUUGGGAUGUCUCUGUGUUUUCUGUAAGAGCACUUCACCAAAAUACCUUAAUUUGCCCAUACAGAAUGAUCAAUGGUGAGAUUUACACUGCAUCCUUUGCUAACAGUUAAAUAAAGCCCUUCUCUUAUUCCAUGUACUGUAAUUAUUUAGGAGCCUGAUUUAAAUACUCAUUUAUGAGUUUGUUGAAAUAUUAUUUAAUUACCCAAUGUGCAACCAUGGAAAUAAAAAGAAGCAUUUUAAAAUGA
Zootoca vivipara (common lizard) is the source of this 7747-nucleotide messenger RNA. RefSeq names its product muscleblind like splicing regulator 2 (gene MBNL2). Gene Ontology annotation, biological process: regulation of RNA splicing. Gene Ontology annotation, molecular function: RNA binding; metal ion binding. Gene Ontology annotation, cellular component: nucleoplasm; cytoplasm. The record is from RefSeq and is a predicted model, not a curated record. NCBI's taxonomy places the organism in Eukaryota, Metazoa, Chordata, Lepidosauria, Squamata, Lacertidae.